AUGUCAGAUGGAUUUCCUUUUGAUACACCGCAACACCCCGCCAUCUCCAACCUCGAUAUCAUCAUGUCAGAAAAAGGCCCUCUAGGUAGCAUACCACCAGAUCCUCCAACAUACGAAGAUGCCACAGCAACCAGCACCACAACAACCAUGACAACUACAACGACAGCACGCCCCCCUCAACCCCGACCACCAUUCCCCCUCUCCCUCCCAAUCCUCCAUCAACUCCGCACCAAACGCGUAAUCCUCGCCUCGCAAUCCCCGCGUCGCAAACAAAUAAUGUCCUUCCUUGGUUUCCCAAACCUCGAAAUCAUCCCCUGCACCGAACCAGAAGAUUUCCCCAAAACAAUGGGUCCUAUCGACUACGUCCUUGCGACAGCCACAAAAAAGGCUCAAACCAUAUACAGACAGGAAGUCGAUAAUGCGGAAAAGGGGGAACCGGGGUUAAUAUUAGCUGCAGAUACGAUUGUGGUUGAUUCCGCGCACGGAGAUAUGAUACUCGAAAAGCCGAGGUCGGAAGCGCAUCAUGUUGCAAUGUUGAAGAGUUUGAGGGAUGGGCGGAAUCAUGUUGUUUAUACUGCUAUUGUGGCCAUGGUACCUCUAGCCAGUGCGCGGAUGCCGGGGUACGCGAUUGAGUCGCAUGUGGAAGAGACCAGUGUACAAUUUGAUCCGGAUGUUACGGAUGAUUUGAUUGUGGCGUAUGUCAAGACGAGAGAAGGCGCGGAUAAAGCUGGUGGGUAUGGGUUGCAGGGGCUUGGGUCGAUAUUGGUGAAUAAAAUUGAGGGGAGUUAUGAUAAUGUAAUUGGAUUGCCGUUGAAGGCGACCUUGCAGCUUAUUCAGAAGACGGUUAUGAAGGCUGAUGAUGAUGAGUUGUUGCCGGAAGAGGAUGGGUUGGAUGAGGACGAGUUUGAGGGUUGA
Messenger RNA from Talaromyces stipitatus ATCC 10500, 915 nucleotides. RefSeq names its product acetylserotonin methytransferase-like protein (ASMTL), putative. The record is from RefSeq and is a predicted model, not a curated record. The transcript is spliced from 2 exons. NCBI's taxonomy places the organism in Eukaryota, Fungi, Ascomycota, Eurotiomycetes, Eurotiales, Trichocomaceae. Gene Ontology annotation, molecular function: nucleoside triphosphate diphosphatase activity. Bases 1 to 915 code for a protein of 304 amino acids.